Molecule: messenger RNA, 4709 nt
Organism: Coregonus clupeaformis (lake whitefish)
Lineage: Eukaryota; Metazoa; Chordata; Actinopteri; Salmoniformes; Salmonidae
Gene: hps3
Product: HPS3 biogenesis of lysosomal organelles complex 2 subunit 1
Exons: 19
Coding region: 673-3897 (1074 amino acids)
Biological process (GO): organelle organization
Cellular component (GO): cytoplasm
Source: RefSeq, a predicted model, not a curated record
UAGAUUGACGCACCCAUAGACUCUUAAAGAUUAAUUCGUGUAGGGUUUUAUUUUAAUUUUUUUCGUUUUGUGGAACAAAGUAUAAUGGAUGUAUAUCCCAGUCUAGUCGGUGACAGUAAUGAAACAUAAAUUGGAUAAAAACCGCCGUUAAACCUCACCGAAGAAGAAGAAGAAGAAGAAGAAGAAGCAGAAGAAGGCGGGACUUUCACAGCGUAUUGAAAGCCGGAGCGCCUUACUGACAGGGAACUCAACCAAUCAACGCUGGAGGUGGGGUCUUUUUUUUCUAGUUGUCACAUUCACAGCAUAAACGCUUCAUACUUUCUGUUUCAGAUUACUUUAAAACUUUGUUCCUAUAGAUAUACGUAAGAUUAUGAUUUCUGUGUAGAAAGGGGACUUCUAUUGGCAGAGCAAGUGGAGUAAACUUACCAGAGACUGGGUAAAAAAAUACUUUUCGAGUUCAACAAAUUCUGCCUGCUCAUCACAAGACUGCGGGGCAUGUGAUAUCGAUCAAGUAAUCUAGCUAGCCUCGGGUGUAGCUGUCUAACCGCGUUAGAGACAGUAACACCACCAUAUAUUUGGUAACACAAGCCCUGGGUUUUCCGGACAGGGACAAUGUAGUUAGCUUGGUGUAUAAAUCGUGUUUCUCAACGUAACUUAGGAAAACAAGUAAACAUGGUUCACGUAUACAACUGCCACCCUUUCGCGUCCCAGCAAAUCGUGCCAACCGAGCAGGAACCGGGGUUGGUGUGCUGUGGCGGAGGUGCCCUAUUCGUGGUGUCCGCUGGAGGAUGCAAGAUCGAGUGUUUUCAACUGGGAGAGGAGGGGUGUCCUCUCAUCUGCCGCUUCGCCACCAUGGGGACUGUGCAGAGCAUCCUACACAGCGAGAUAGGGGACUACCUGGUGACCAUCGAGGAGAAGAACAACGCCACCUACCUCCGCGCCUACACCAACUGGCGCUACCAGGCGGCUGAGAAGACCCGCGUUAGUGUGCGUCUGCUGGGCCAUUUCCUGCGCGGCUCAUCCCUGCGCGGGGCUCCCAAGGAGCAGAUGGAGAUCAUUGAGAUUCCAUUGUUUGAGCGUCCGCUGUGUGUGGCGUGCUGUGGGGUGACCGGAGACCUCCUGGUGGGGUGUCCUAAGAGCCUGGUGCUGUUCAGUCUAAAGAGACAGGCCCUCAACGACAAGCUCUCCAUCCUGGACUUUGAGCGCUGUCUGAUCCUCCACCUCCCGGGACUGUUACCCCAACAGGUGGCGAUCUGUGCAGGGUACAUUGCCCUGCAGGUAGAGCUGGAGGUGCUGGUGGUCAAGCUGGAGAGACUUCCUGGUGCCGCCCCUACCCAGAAGUCAACUGACAAGAAGCCCCAGGACCACAGUCUGGUCCCCAAAGAUAUGAUCACUGGAGCAGAACAGGACAACGAGACGGAGGUGAGGAGAGAGGGUCUGGCUGGUCACCAUGAUCAGGAUGACUUCUUCAUUUUCCCUAAGCACCAAGAGCUGCUGGGGGACAGGGCCAAGGACUGUGGGUUCAAGGUCUCUCUGGAGUGGACCGGCAUGGAGAGUGAGGCCAGGGGCAACCUCGCCAUCACCUAUAUCUUAUACAGGCGUUUUGCUCCAGACUUCUUCCAGGGCUGCAGUGUGGAGGAGACCCGCCUGCACUCCCUGCAGUUCCACCCUGUGUUCACCAGUAACCAGGAAGUGUGUGUGGAGGGGGGUAGAGGGGUGGAGCCGACGUGUGUGUUCUGUUUCUUCUCGCUGCCCAAGACGGGCUACUUGUACAGCGUGAGGGGCGGGGUUCAGAUGGUCUCAGCCUAUCAGUAUCCAGAGAAGGCCCAGCAGGCCGUCCUCACUGACCUCUUCCUCCACAUCAUCACAAAGAAUGCUCUCCAGUGCUUCUCCGUGAGGUGUACAGCAGUGGCAGCCAGAGCUGAGGACCCUUACAUCGACACCACAAUGAAGGCCUGUCCUCCCAUCACCAUGGAGAUGUGUGCUCUGCGAAUGCAGCUGUUCAUUGGUCUGAAAGCUCUGUGUCAUUACCGUCACUACAUCGUUCUGCUGACCGCUGCAGAUGUGGAGACCAGGGAGGACACAGAGAGGACCGCACGCAGGGUCACAGAUUACAAAGAUCACAAAAUCCUUAGGGGGAUUUUCCUAGCAGUAGGUAUAAAGCCUUCCACCACGCCGGCUCUGGAGAGCUUUCUGGCUCACUCCUUCCUGAACAGGAAGUCGUCCUUCACCAAGCCCCAGAAUCCCAGUGAGAUGGGUCAUGGCUGGAACCUGUACGUGGUCAACACCGUCCCCCCACUCCAGCUCUACAACGAGAUGGUGGAGUACAGUAAGAAGUAUGAGGAGACCAACCCUCUGUCUCAGAGCUGUCUGCACCUGCUCAGUGAAGCCCACCUCCUCCUGAGAGCCACGCUCCUGGACCCCCGGGUGGGAAACCCUGUAGAGCGGCCUCUGACCACUGGUCAGAACCUAGCCCAGGCCAUGAGAUCUACAACAACAGGGACCACAGACCGAGAGGAGCUGCAGCAAGCCUUCCUGGAGAGCUGCGCCCAGUUAGGAGACUGCUUCAGCAGGUUUGAUAAGCGUGACUGCCACCUGGCCCUGCCCUACUAUAAGAUGUCAGGCCUGUCUGUGACCGAGGUGAUCUUCAGGAACAGGGGUCUGUCUAACAGCCUCUGUGGCUACGGGAAAGGCUUCCUCUUCUUCCUCAAACACUCCCUCUGUGAGGAGACCCUGGAGCAGCUCACUGAGGAGACAGCCAACGAGGUGCUGGAUAUCUUCGGUGCGGCCGAGCCGUCCCAGCUCCCCCAUGUCAUAGCCAGCCCCUCCAUGGUUAGAGCUAGCCCUGACUGUGGCCUGGCCCACCUAGAGCGCCUGGAGGCCAUCGGAGCCCCCUCCGUACCCCUCACCUUGUCCAAGGCUGCCCUGGCCCUCCGCAUGGGAGACCUGCAGCUCUACAGGCAACACAUGGACCGACACACAGAGAUGCUGCAGGUGUAUGGGUUCAUUGAGGAAGCCAAGCUGCUGUUGCAUGGCAGAGGGGACGGGGUGGUGCCCACUCUCCUGGCACGCCACCUCAGAGACAGCCAGGACGGCCUGCUGGUGGCAGCCAUGGUGGCGCUGCACGAGAACGACAAGGUCAAACUGGACGAGGCUAACCUCUUCUUCCAGGAGCUGUGUUGGGACGUGUCGGGGCCCCAGGGAGGCCCUCAGCUGCUGGUUGACUUCUGGGAGGCCCUGCUGAUGGCCUCGUCACAGGAAGCUGUCAUCCAGGAGCUGCUGUUCCGCCUCACCACUGUCUACAUCGACCGCAUCACACGCCGAGACGGCCACGGAUUCAAACCGCUCAAAAGCGCAGACGACCUGAUCAACUGGUGUUCUCACUACGGCGUGUUGUAUCCCUGGGUCAGCAUCCUAACUCCAGCUCACUUCAACGUCAUUCCAGAUGACCAAGAGGACCUCCACAAACUACAGUCCCUGCUGUGCGGCCCCACCCUGGACGUGUCGUCCAUCCUGCCCCUGUUGGAGCAGCUGCCAGACGGGGACAACGCGGGGCUCAGUGUGCACGUGCUCUGUGCCACCAAGCUGGGCCGCCACGAGAGCUCCAUGGAGAGGCUGCUGGACCGCUGUCCUCAGGCCAUCAUCCCUUACGCUAACCACGAGCUGCAGAACAACAAAAUGGCUCUGUGGUGGCAGAAGCUGUUCCCUGAGCUGUGUGAGAGAACCAGAGCAACACGGGGCGAGAACGCCAUCCUACUGUCUGCACUCAAAGAAACGCUGGUGGUGGUUGCCAUGGAGCUGAACCCCCUGGAGUUCCUGGGCCUGUUGCCUGACGACGGGACGGCCCACUUCUUCCUGCCUCACCUGCUGGAGUGCAGCCAGAGAAACGGGCCGUAGAAUUACAAUUAGUAGAACAGACAUACAGUAGCUCUGAAAGACACUGUUUUAUUUCCUGCUCCAUCCAAUAGGGCAGAUUAGUAGAAUUUGACAUGUUUGCCUACGUAGAACCGGUUAGUUAGUGUCCAUUUUCAGCACACAUUCCAAAUGGUACGCCCAGUACAGCAACUGAUGCACCUGCAACGGACCACUGGUUUGAAUGGAAGUGUCCCUUCUACUGAUUCUAUUUCUAUGGAGGAUCCUAAACAUGGACCGUGCUGGACAAUCAACCACUUACAGAUUGUAGUGAGCUUCUCAAAACACUACUACUGUAGAGUCUUAUGAAAACGGUACCCAUACAAAACCACCGUCUGUAGUCCUAUUAGUCAAAUGAAUGUGAACAGAGAAUUUUGCUGUGCAGAGAUAUGAUUAUUUUCUGAUUUAAUAAGGAAAUCCUGAUUUUUCUGACCUCACUUUUUCUAUUUCUGUUAGGAAGUAUUGACGUCACGUUGCUAGUCAUACCCUGAGGGUACAAGUCCUCUUCUGUGUGGACUUGUGGACACCCCUGAAUCACUGUGAGACCUUUUCUUUAUUACUGAGUAUUAGGAACUGGAUGUUGACUUAUACACUGGACUGGUCUGGUUUUUCUGGUGUUCAUUGGGUGAAGAGAUAGGAAAAGGUGGUUGAAUAACGUGGAAGGAAGGAAGCUUGUCUGAAAGCUGUGACCUCACUACUGUGAAACCCGGUGUUCAUUCUAUUCCCAGUGUUGAAAUGUUUUGCUUUGAUCGUUUUAUUUCUUUUUUCGCUGCCUUAAUAAAUGCUCUCUAAAAACA